AUGGCUCAAGGUGUAACCAAGCUCAGGGCCAAGGGAAGCGCUAGGGUCACCAAAAAACGGCAAAAUCCGAAACCAGCGGCUCCUAAGAUUAUCAAGCCAAAGAAAGCUACUGCAAAACACGCCGCUAAGCUUUCUAAAGUUCAGCAAGGACAAUUAGCUGCAUCGACUGAGAAGUUAAUUGCUGCUCGAGUGGGUCAUCUUGAGCUUGUCAAAGGAUCCAGAAGGGAGAUUGAGAAAAACGAAAAGCAGGAAAAGAAGAAGUCAAAGUAA
This is a messenger RNA of Meyerozyma guilliermondii ATCC 6260, 270 nucleotides long. RefSeq lists its product as uncharacterized. The record is from RefSeq and is a predicted model, not a curated record. The transcript has a single exon. NCBI's taxonomy places the organism in Eukaryota, Fungi, Ascomycota, Pichiomycetes, Serinales, Debaryomycetaceae. The coding region runs from base 1 to 270 and encodes 89 amino acids.